AAUAUUUGGAUCAAAAUUUCUCUCUCAUUUUGCAGAAACACUCACGUAGAGAACACAGAGAACGAAAAUGGCGAUUCUCCGAUCUCCGCCGCCGUGACUUUUCUCCGAUCUACACCGCGCUUCUUCUUCUCUGCGGUUUUUUUUAGGUAGAAGGAUUUGAAGUAGUAUGAAAAACACUAGCCACUGUCCACGUUUCACUGCUCCUGCCUCCUCAUUUGUUGCGCCUGCAGCCUCUUCAUCAGUCGCGCAUGCCUCCUCCUCGGUCGCUCCUGCUUCUUCUGGUACGCCUGCCACUGCUGCUGAUGCUACACAGAUGGCAACUAAUGUUGACAUUAAUGAGACAAAGCUUUGGCCUGAUUUUGUAACGAAAGUUUUCAUUGACAUAAUGGUUGAUGAAGUUACAAAAGGAAAUAUGCCAAAUGGUGUGUUUCAUACUAGAAUAUGGUCCUCAAUGACCUAUAAGUUGAAUACCAUAACUGAACGACUGUAUCAAGCUGAUAAACUAAAGGCAAAGAUGCAUAGGUUGCGAGCCAUGUAUCGUGACUUCUAUUCACUGAAGCAGAACACAGGAUUUGGCUGGAAUGCUGAAACAAACAUUGUUACUGCAACUGAAGAAGUCUGGAAAAAUUAUCUGAAGGUACAUCCCAAAGCUGCACAGUUUCAAAAGAAAGGGUGUGACCAUUACAAGUUGCUGGAUAUCAUAUUCAACAAAAAUAAUGCAGCUGGAGUACUUCAUCAUUCAUCUACCCAAGACCCACCAAACACAGAUGACGAAAAUGAGUUUUGGAUUGAUCAACACAUGUGCAUGUUGAUAAGGAUAGUUCAUAUGAUGAUCUACAUGAAGUUGAGCGCAUCACACGCAGUGAAAAGCAACAGAUUCAUGUGAGAUCCAAGAAGGAGUCUACAUCACAUCAUAUGAAUGAGGCACUUGCAGCAUGGGCUCAAGUUUCUUUGGUAAGAGCUGAUAGGUUAAGAAGGGAUAGGAGUGCAGAGGCUACUUCGCGUGUAACUUUGGAUUGUUCUCUUACCAAGUGUGUGGCUGCUCUCGAUGGACUAGAAGACAUUUCAGAUGAUACCUAUGGAAAAGCUUUGGAAAAGUUUAAGGAUUCUGAUUGGAGGAAAAUGUUUAUCGCCAUGCCUAAUGAGAGGAAGCGUGGAUGGAUACUUAGGCUCUAAGGAUAUAACCUGUAUUUGUUUAGGUUCUAGUGAUGAGACAUACUUAUCAUCUUUAGUGAUUAGACAUACUUAUCUUAGUAUUUUUUGAACAAUUGCUUGUGUGUUUAUUUACAUGAUGUUGCUGAGAAUUGAUAUUGUAAAACCUUUUAUUUUCCUCUUAUCGAGUAUCGUGUUUUUAAGUUUUAUUGUUACUUUGUAUGACAGGUUAUAACUAUAACUGAUAUUGAAAAAAGUGAUGAUUCUACUUCUGAUA
Messenger RNA from Medicago truncatula (barrel medic), 1429 nucleotides. Its product is annotated as L10-interacting MYB domain-containing protein-like. Bases 167 to 886 code for a protein of 239 amino acids. The transcript is spliced from 4 exons. Lineage: Eukaryota; Viridiplantae; Streptophyta; Magnoliopsida; Fabales; Fabaceae. The record is from RefSeq and is a predicted model, not a curated record.